Molecule: messenger RNA, 1201 nt
Organism: Phymastichus coffea
Lineage: Eukaryota; Metazoa; Arthropoda; Insecta; Hymenoptera; Eulophidae
Gene: Ripalpha
Product: RPA-interacting protein
Exons: 3
Coding region: 274-969 (231 amino acids)
Biological process (GO): protein import into nucleus
Cellular component (GO): nucleus
Source: RefSeq, a predicted model, not a curated record
GUAAGUGAGAAGAAAGAAAUCAAAACAAAUUAAAAAUAUUUGGCUCAAGAAUUUCGGAAUGUGAAUGUGCAUUCAGAAUUAUAUAACGAUCUGUUGACUUUUGAAAAUAUGUGAAAUUGACUUUAAUUACAAUUAUUCAGCUGACUUUUGUUAUUUCAAAUAUAUAAUCUAGCAUCUGAAAAUAUAUAGUACAACAAAAUUUAAUGUAUCCUUCAAUUUUUUUCAAAAAUUUUAGAAGUUAAUAUAUAGAUAAAAACGAAAUCUUCAACAAGGAUGGAAGGACAACUUUUGAGUCCAACCAAUUUGAUAAAAAAAAAGACUCAAAAUGCUGCUAGGAAAAUAAAAAACGGUUCUCCUAAACUGCAAGAAAUUCUACGUCAGAGAUGUCGACAACGAAUGCAUGAGAAACGUAAUGAAUUAUUUUUCAAAAGAAGACCUGGGCUUAUUGACUUUUCUCAAAAUGAAAAAGAAACUUUGGCAGACAUUAUUCAUUCAGAAUUUGAAUAUCUAGCAUCUAUGGAAUGGAGUGGUAUAACUAUAUCUUCAAGUAAGUCGGAAAAUUCCCUUCAAAAAGUAUUGUCGGCAAAUCAACAUGAGCCUCAUUUUUUGGUAGUAGAUCACAGUUUUGACAUUGAAGAAGAAAUAGAAGAACAAUGGAUAAUAGAAGAAUAUCAAAAAAUAUUAUGGGAACAAAAACAAUUAUCUUCUAUGUUUGAUAAUGAUGGUGUUAUUUGUCCAGUCUGUCUCAAGAAUUUCCUCUAUGAAAUUUCAAAUUAUGCAGUUUGUAACUGUGGCUUCAAACUUCCUAUUCAAAUGGGAUUAGUCCAUUUAAAACAUAAUAUUCAAGAACAAAUUAAUAUUCAUUCGUUAACAUGUUUGCAUGCACCAUCAUUUUCCAUUUUUCAAGAAGGUGAAAAUGUAUCUUUGUGCCUUACAUGUACAUCAUGUGAUAUUUUUACAUUAGUUUGAAAUGAGCUAUAGAUUUUUUUAAAUAAAAUUUUAUGUUUUUUAUUUACUUAAAUAUUGCCUGUAAAGUUUAUAUGAUUAUCCAUUUUGUUUGAUACAUAGAUAAGUAAUUUAUAAGAAAGAAACUAAAGUUGUCUUGACAGUGAAACGUAUUUCUGUACUCGAUUUUUUCAGUUGAAUAUUUAUAUUUUUGUAAGUAUAAAUUGAUAGUUUUUAAGUUCAUAAGUAUUUUUUG